AUGCCUGCGUCCAAAAGUCGAGCGACGACGAGGCCCCAGGGCCAGGUGGCAUGCUUACCCUGCCGACGCAGAAAGUCAAGAUGCAAGUACGAGCCAAGCUCGCAGGCGUGCCUCAUGUGCCGCGCCCACGAGACAGACUGCAUCACUGAUUCGCCGCUGUCGACGGGAGGCGAGCAACCGCUACUGCGUCCGCGGACCUCCCCAGAACAUCGGGUCACCCCCGCGAGGGCCCGUGCCGUUGCAUCGUCCAGGACAAACAGCCGUGAUAGCAACGGCGGCAGCAACAGGCCACGGAACACCCGCCAGCCGAGGCCCCCGCAGCCGGGAAACAGCAUCCUCCUGCAGACACCUCCACGCACUGCGCCGCCCACUGACCGGGUUCACGCUGCGACGACCUUGCCGGUCGUCUCUCCGGCCAAUGACGGCUCUGUUCCCAUCAAUAUCGGCAAUCCUGAGCUUUCCUCCGUCGUCGUCGCCGACGUCGCCCGGCCUGUGCCGUUGGACGAAGCCGAGGAUGACAACCCUCACAUUGUUGGCCCGGCCAGCGCCAGUGACAAGCACUUCCUGCAGGGUUACCUGUCGAGUAUCCAGGCUGGAGAUGGGGUGAGGGUAAUUCGACCUGUUCUGCCCGGCAUCACCUCUGCCCCCGUCGUCUUCACACGCGUACAGAAGAGCCCCGUAGGCCUGGAUAAGAGUCCCAACCCGUCCCAUGCAAAGUUGCAGAUCAUCGAGAAGCUCAUCGAGCCGUGGAAGCAGAAUGUUGUCAACAUGUACUUUGUCAAAACCAACAGCUGCUUUCCCAUCCUCAAUGAUACCUUCCUCAAGGAACGUGACGCUAUGACCAAGAACCGGAUAUCCCCAGCUGUGCUGGCAUGCUUGUACGCGCACUCGCUCAUAUACUGGCCGCACGACCCUGUGCUCACGCAGCAUCGCCAGCCUGACGGGCGUUUCAUCUGGAAUCUAGCCCUUGAGGCGCUGUACUCGGAACUGCACCUAUCGCCUGGCAUGCCUUCCAUUAUCGCUAUCCUGUUGAAUGUGGGCGGUCGCCCGACAACCACCAUGAUUGGCAAUGGGAUGCUCCUCGGUUGCGCCAUAUCUCUAGCACAUUGCCUCGGGUUGAACAGAGACCCCAUGCAGUGGGAUAUCCCCUACCAGGAGAAGACGCUUAGGAUGCAGAUCUGGUGGUGCCUCGUCAUACAUGAUAGAUGGUCGAGCUUCAUGUACGGUACACCGCCUCAUUCCCACAAUGAUGUCCCCGUGCCGAAGAGCAAUAGCACGGCAGGAGGAGGUGGUGCGGAAGAGAGAUUCAGGGUAUUUGAAGCACUGUCGAGCUUGACUGAAGUUCUCGGGGUCUAUCUCGAGGACCUGUAUUCGAUCCGGGGCAAGUCGCGGGACAGCAGCGGUCGGACUGUGCCCGCCCGGCUUGAUAUUGACGCUUGGCGAGACACGCUUUCCGGUCACGUCCGGACCCUCAUAAUCCGCGGGACGAACCUCGACAUACCGGGCGCAGCUAAUCUGCGCAUGUGCUUCCUGGCCGCGAGGUUCAUCAGCUGCCGCCUAGAGCUCAACGCAGAUGUAGAGGGGACGGGUCCCGGACAGCCCCCCAGUGGCCGACUACUUCACGCCCGAAGGCUGGUGGAAGACAUCGUUCUUUUCGUGCGUGAGCUCGGUGAAGAGCAGCUCGGUGACUUCUGGCUGCCUCAGACGGCUUUCGUCCUGUCCUCAACCGUAACAUUUCUGAUCCGCCUCGCGGUGCAGGCAGAGAUCCCCACCACUGGGGCUUCGCAGAGCCUGUCGCUGUCGUUGGCCAAGGACCUGGUGGCAUCGCUGAGGUCACACAAGGAGAGAUACGACUGGGAGCUUGGGGACAUCUGCCUCUCCCAGUACGGCCAUGUGGUAGACAACCUGGCCGCCCAGCUGACAAUCACCGAUGAUGGGUAUCUGGACCCGACAAGGCUCGGGCCCGAAGCUGGGAUCCCCAACUUCUUGGACUCCAUCAUAGCCGACCAGUGGGACCCUCUACUCUGGGGGCAGAUGUCAUGA
Molecule: messenger RNA, 2043 nt
Organism: Geosmithia morbida
Lineage: Eukaryota; Fungi; Ascomycota; Sordariomycetes; Hypocreales; Bionectriaceae
Product: Fungal trans
Biological process (GO): DNA-templated transcription
Cellular component (GO): nucleus
Molecular function (GO): zinc ion binding; DNA-binding transcription factor activity, RNA polymerase II-specific; DNA binding
Source: RefSeq, a predicted model, not a curated record